This is a messenger RNA of Oncorhynchus masou masou (cherry salmon), 1551 nucleotides long. RefSeq names its product transcription cofactor HES-6-like. The coding region runs from base 346 to 1056 and encodes 236 amino acids. The record is from RefSeq and is a predicted model, not a curated record. Gene Ontology annotation, cellular component: nucleus. Gene Ontology annotation, molecular function: RNA polymerase II cis-regulatory region sequence-specific DNA binding; protein dimerization activity; DNA-binding transcription factor activity, RNA polymerase II-specific. The transcript is spliced from 4 exons. Lineage: Eukaryota; Metazoa; Chordata; Actinopteri; Salmoniformes; Salmonidae. Gene Ontology annotation, biological process: regulation of transcription by RNA polymerase II; anterior/posterior pattern specification; regulation of neurogenesis.
UCUUGUGGUCUAGCCAAAUCCUCUCCCUCUGCAGACAAUUUCUAUGGUGCACAGAGGACAAAAGGCUUGAUCAGCGAUUGGCUGAUUCGCAAGUGCGCUGAACAAUCUCUUGCUCGCAAAGUCAGCCCCUCUAUUCACAUUUAAAUGAGGCGUUAUAAAUACCUACUACUACUGGCACUAUCGUUGCGCUUGAGGCUGCAUAACAAAACUAGUACCCGUCUGCGCAAAAGUACAGCUCGGCUUUGUUUGCAGCAGGGACCGGCGGCCAUCUGUCCCAUUUACGGAGUGUAACGGUCGUGUGGAUUUACCAAACCUCGGGCAGUGUCUGGGUUAAACAUCAACAACAUGGCCCCCACUCACAAUAUCAAAAAAGAACUGAGUAAAGACGAAGAUGAAUACUAUGGCAUUAAAGUGGACAGAAAGAUCAGAAAGCCGUUGGUUGAGAAAAAGAGACGGGCUCGCAUCAAUGAAAGUUUGCAGGAACUCAGAGUUCUUCUCGCAGACACAGAUUUACAAUCAAAGAUGGAGAAUGCCGAAGUGCUGGAAAUGACUGUAAAACGAGUGGAGAGUAUCCUUCAAAACCAAGGACAAGAGGUAGACCCAGUGAACCAGGAGGCGAGUGAAAGGUUCGCUGCUGGCUACAUCCAAUGCAUGCAUGAGGUGCACACCUUCGUGUCCAGCUGCCCGGGAAUCGACGCGACUCUCGCGGCGGAGCUCUUGAACCACCUCCUGGAAUGUAUGCCUCUGAACGAUGAGGACAGACUCCAGGUGAUGCUCCAGGAUAUUAUGGCGGACUGCUCCACUAAUGGCAGCAGCACUUGGCCCAGUUCUGAGGGCAUUUACGCAGCACUGGUCUCCCCUGGAGGAAGGAGCAUCCCCAGCGAAAGCUCCUCAACCCUCUCCCCAGCGCCCUCCACCACCUCCAGCGAUGACCUGUGCUCGGAUCUGGACGAGACCGACUCUGAGCAGAGCCACAUCUCUGUGGACGCUGAAAACCAGGAUGUUCUGAACAUGCCCAGAGUGGCCUAUUCCAAGUCCAUGUGGAGACCUUGGUAGAGCCAAAUUACUGUAGACCUACACCUGUCAGUUACUAGAGGAAUAGCCUAAAAAAGUUAUUGUAUAUUGUGUUUUAUUCUGUAUAUUUGAAGAUACAAUUCCUUGUAAUCUUGUUAGACUUUUGGAUGAGAGACGUAGGAAUAGCAUGAGAAGUGGGACAUUAUCACUACAAUGACUAUACUUGGUAAUGCAAAGUCUGGUUGCAAGUAGGCUAGAGGUGGCAUCAUUUUAAAAAGCAACUUUUGUGUCAUUUAGCCAGAAUUCUAGGUUGUACAGAUGUAAAUAUGUAUUUGUUGAUAGAAUGGCUGUAUAGAAAGUACCAUGUCCUAGUACACCACACUCAGUAAUGCCGUGUUGUGUGUAAAUUAUUUUAUUUGUGUAGGUUUAAUCAAAUAAAUAUUUUAUGUUAUCUGUAACAUUGUAAUAACAAAUGUUUUCAGACAAAUUGUCAUACACAUUAACGUAGUUAAUUUCAUUAAAUUGAUUUUCUCUUCA